Molecule: messenger RNA, 1942 nt
Organism: Cyphomyrmex costatus
Lineage: Eukaryota; Metazoa; Arthropoda; Insecta; Hymenoptera; Formicidae
Gene: Adck1
Product: aarF domain containing kinase 1
Exons: 2
Coding region: 304-1878 (524 amino acids)
Biological process (GO): protein phosphorylation; lipid homeostasis; mitochondrion organization
Cellular component (GO): mitochondrial inner membrane
Molecular function (GO): protein kinase activity; ATP binding
Source: RefSeq, a predicted model, not a curated record
ACACGUCUCGUCCACGUGGUUGAGAACCGAAUUGAUCUAACUAUUUAGUGACCGUUUGUAAAAGUAUCAUGUAUUUUUGGACCUUGUCUGCACACAAAGUGUACACAAAGUUGACACAGAAUCAUUAACGAAACAUGUUUUAAGAGAUAUGUAGAAUACAGAAGAGGUUAGUUUAACCGCUUUCUAAAGUUCACAGGUUUACAUUUGCCGGAUUCGAUGUCACUGGGACGUCGUUCUCGCAUCACGCGAAUUUAUGAGGACUUUUAAUCGUCACUUCAGUAGUUAAAAGGAACUGUCAACCAAAUGGCAAUGUUUACAUCCAGAAGGCUGCUUAAAGCCGUUGCCAUCGGAACAGUCGGGCUUGGUACUCUAGCUUCUCUCAGAGCAAAUGAGUAUGACAUUGGUGCCAUUGGUAUUGUACGCUUAAGCCGUGCUGCGCUAACAGUGCUUGACAUAGGCCGUUAUUAUAAGAAAGAAUUAUAUAACAGUAAAUUGGAUAAAACCUCACCAGAGUACCUGCAGCUAAAAUCAAAUGCUCACAAAUACGGAGCGCAAAAACUCCUAGAGCUUUGUUGUGCUAACAAAGGAGUGUACAUCAAGGUAGGUCAGCAUGUAGGUGCACUGGACUACCUGCUGCCCAAGGAAUAUGUACAUACCAUGCGCGUACUGCAUAGUGCGGCACCUCAGUCCUCAUUCAGUGACAUACUUACUGUUAUUCAGGAGGAUUUUAAGAGGCCUCCAUAUGAGAUUUUUCAGAGCAUCGAUCCAGAGCCCCUAGGCACUGCUAGUCUCGCACAGGUGCACAGGGCAGUACUGAAAAACGGCGAUGUGGUGGCUGUAAAAGUACAGCAUCGUUCAGUCAAAAGCAACUCUUACGUUGACAUUAAGACCAUGUCGACUUUGGUAAGCAUUACUUCACUGAUAUUUCCAGAUUUCAAGUUCGACUGGCUAGUCAAAGAGACAAAGAGGAACAUCCCUCAGGAGUUGAACUUUACUCUGGAGGGCAAGAAUGCUGAGAAGGUACAGAGGCUUUUCAAAAACUAUCAUUGGCUAAAAGUGCCCAAAAUAUAUUGGGACUUAUCGUCAUCUCGUGUGCUCACGAUGGAGUUCUUGGAGGGUGGACAAGUGAAUGACCUGGAGUACAUGCGCGCCCAUCAUCUGAAUCCAUAUGAAAUCACCAGCAAGCUCGGUCGUCUCUACAGCCACAUGAUCUUCAUUGAAGGUUUUGUUCACUCGGAUCCACAUCCUGGUAACAUCCUGGUACGCAACCGCGACUCUCAGGUGGAAAUUAUUCUGUUGGAUCAUGGCCUCUACGCCGAUUUGUCCGAUCAGUUUCGCUGGGACUAUUCAAAGCUAUGGCUGGCUAUCCUCGACAGCGAUCGAGUGGCUAUGAAGAAAUACUGCACUCGUCUUGGAGUCGACAAUUACUACGGUCUGCUGUCGGUCAUGGUGUCGGGCAGGACGUGGGAAACGAUUAUAUCAGGCGUGCGUAAAACUCGCUACAAUACUCAAGAGAAGGAGACGUUUCAGCAGAAUGUUCCAAACUUGUUGCCACAGAUCAGCGACGUACUGGACCGUGUCAACCGACAAAUGCUGCUGAUUCUUAAAACCAACGAUCUCAUGCGUUGUAUCGAGUAUUCGUUACAAACUCAAUCCAGGAUGUCGGCCAUGAUGGAAAUGUCCAAGUGUUGCGUGCGUUCUGUAUACGGCGAGAAGCUUCGGCAAUGCUCGAAUGCAUGGGAUAAGUGCUGGGUGUCGUUAGCGGAACGUUGGGCGCUUCUUAAAUUAUCGUUCUAUUACAUGUAUCUGGGCCUGAUACACUUCGACCUAAACAGCUCGGUCAAUUCUCUAUGGACGAAGGACUUUUAUUCGUUUUAACAAAAGUUUUCCUUUAGACUAAAUACUUUUUUUUGUUCAAUUGGAUAAAACUUACGCCCUUGUG